GUGCAAUGCGCACAUCGGAACUAUGUGCCAGUAGAACCAGCCAAUAAUCGUUCCGAGGGGGACCUUGCUGUGAAAUACACAACAAUGCAAAUUUCCUGUUGAUUGGAAUUGUAUGGAAUGUCUAAAGAAAUCGUAGCUUGCGAUUCUGCAAGGUAGCUUUUGAAAUAUUGGCGAUCUGUCACUUUGCUAGACGUUCGAAUGGAAAUAUAAGGUAAAUAUUUGUUUUCGACCUGCAUCGUUUCUUGAUCCAGUAACGAUAGCAUUUCUCCAUGGAAAAGAUUUGUGGUUAGCUAACCUAGCCAGCCCGCGUUAGCUCUAGCGGGAAGCGGUUAGCUAACGUUAGCUGCUUUCCUGAAAGUUGGCUAGAGUAGGUAGCUUGCUAAAUGCUAACAUUUGAUGUCUGCGAGAUAUCUUUUUCGUUUUUAGAAUGAAAUGCAGUCUGCUAGUUACAUAACCCUCUAAAUAUAAUAACUAGCUAGCUAGUAAGCGUCAGUUUUUCCAAGCUUAGUUUGUGGCUUUGUCUAACAGUAGCUUGUUUAGCUAGCUAGUUUGUUGGCUACAGUAGCUAGAUUUCAAUCUCAUCUGUAUCAACAGUACCUAGCUAUUAGCCUAUCGGCCUACUAGUUGGUCAGCUAUCUACCAAGGCGUUAAGAAUUGGGUACACAUUUUUCUAGCUAGUUGUCUUAACUAGUCAUUACUUGCAUAUCACGGUAACCUCAAUAUGGAAAACGCAUUGCUUUCCCCCCUGUAUGUUACACUAGUAGUGGCUUGUGUGCUCUAACAUCCCUCCCUAUAAUAAAUUGGAACUUAUCUCUACCUUGUUGUUCCACUCACAAAGGUUGGCAAAAAGUUGUGGGACCAAAGGUUGUUUUUCUUGUGCAUGGACGGAAAGCCAAUGCGCAGGUAUGUGAUGACCAGAGUUAUUUUUUGUGUGGCUUGAAUGUUUUUUUGUAAUUUUUUUGUUAAAAAUACAUUUUCAUCCUUUGACAUCCAAUGACAAUUGUGUCCUGGUUUAGUUAAUAAUUCUUCAUGACAAAUUACAGAAAUGUCAGUGUUUUUUAAAAUGAUUUAUUAUGUAGGCUAGGUUUGUUGUAAAUUGUAAAAUCAACAUGUAUAAGUAAUGUAAUAUGAUCGAAAUGAAUGGGGGUUGAGUUCUGUAUGCUUCUAUUAUAUAAGUGGAGUAGUUGUCCUCACCUAUGACUUGGAAAUGACCUCAAAGUUCUCGUUUGAAUAUUUGCUACUACCACCAAGAUCCCCGCGAUAUGCAACUUUUCAGGGAAGUCAGGAACCAAUAUACACAAUCAGUUAGGAAAGCAAAGGCUAGCUUUUUCAAACAGAAAUUUGCAUCCUGUAGCAAAUUCCAAAAAGUUUUGGGACACUGUAAAGUCCAUGGAAAAUAAGAGCACCUCCUCCCAACUGCCCACUACACUGAGGCUAGGAAACACUAUCACCACUGAUAAAUCUACAAUAAUCGAGAAUCGACAAUAAAGGGUCAUCGCCCUCUUCAAAGGGGGUGACACUCUAGAUCCAAACUGUUACAGACCUAUAUCCAUCCUGCCCUGCCUUUCGAAAGUUUUUGAAAGCCAAGUUAACAAACAGAUCACCGACCAUUUCAAAUCCCACCGUACCUUCUCCGCUAUGCAAUCCGGUUUCCGAGCUGGUCAUGGGUGCACCUCAGCCACGCUCAAGGUCCUAAACGAUAUUAUAACCGCAAACGAUAAAAGACAGUACUGCGCAGCCGUCUUCAUCGACCUGGCCAAGGCUUUCAACUCUGUCAACCACCGCAUUCUUAUUGGCAGACUAAAUAGCCUUGGUUUCUCUAAUGACUGCCUCGCCUGGUUCACCAACUACUUCUCAGAUAGAGUUCAAUGUGUCAAAUCGGAGGGCCUGUUGUCUGGACCUCUGGCCGUCUCUAUGGGGGUGCCACAGGGUUCAAUUCUCGGGCCGACUCUAUUCUCUGUGUAUAUCAAUGAUGUCGCUCUUGCUGCUGGUGACGCUCGGAUCCACCUCUAUGCGGACGACACCAUUUUGUAUACAUCUGGCCCUUCAUUGGACACUGUGUUAACAAACCUCCAAACGAGCUUCAAUGCCAUACAACACUCCUUCCGUAGCCUCCAACUGCUCUUAAACACUAGUAAAACUAAAUGCAUGCUCUUCAACCGAACGCUGCUGGCACCCGCCCACCCGACUUGAAUCACUACUCUCGGCGGGUCUGACCUAGAGUAUGUGGACAACUACAAAUACCUAGGUGUCUGGUUAGACUGUAAACUCUCCUUCCAGACUCACAUUAAGAAUCUCCAAUCCAAAGUUAAAUCUAGAAUCGGUUUCCUAUUUCGCAACAAAGCCUCCUUCACUCAUGCUGCCAAACAUGCCCUCGUAAAACUGACUAUCCUACCGAUCCUUGACUUCGGCGAUGUCAUUUACAAAAUAGCCUCCAAAACUCUACUUGGAUGUAGUCUAUCACAGUGCCAUCCGUUUUGUCACCAAAGCCAAAACGGCUAUAAUACCCACCAAACCCACUGGCUCCAGGCCAUCUAUAAAUCACUGCUAGCCAAAUCCCCAUCUUAUCUUAGCUCACUGGUCACCAUAGCAACACCCACCCGUAGUAUGUGCUCCAGCAGGUAUAUCUCACUGGUCAUCCCCAAAGCCAACACCUCCUUUGGCCGCCAUUCCUUCCAGUUCUCUGCUGCCAAUGACUGGAACGAACUGCAAAAAUCUCUGAAGCUGGAGACUCUUAUCUCCCUCACUAACUUUAAGCGUCAGUUGUCAGAGCAGCUUACCGAUCACUGCACCUGUACACAGCCAUUCUGAAAUUAGCCCACCCACCCAACUACCUCAUCCCCAUAUUGUUAUUUAUUUUGCUAAUUUGCACCCCAGUAUCUCUAUUUGCACAUCAUCUUUUGCACAUCUAUCAUUCCAGUGUUAAUACGAAAUUGUAACUAUUUUGCAUUAUGGCCUAUUUAUUGCCUUACCUCCAUAACUUACUACAUUUGCACACACUGUAUAUAUAUUUUAUGUUGUAUUUUUGACUUUGUUUUGUUUACCCCAUAUGUAACUCUGUGUUGUUUUUAUCGCACUUCUUUGCUUUAUCUUGGCCAGGUCGCAGUUGUAAAUGAGAACUUGUUCUCAACUGGCUUACCUGGUUAAAUAAAGGUUAAAUAAAAAAUAAAAAAAGGUGUCUUGGGGUUGGUUAGCCAAGUCUUUCUCAACUCCACGAUGUACAUCACAUCAAUGGAGUUGAGCGGAAACGACUGUGGCCGGACUGAACCUCCGACUACAUCAAGUUGCUGUCAGUCGAUACUUAUAUAUAUUUUUAUUCUUAAACCCUUGUGGUGUACCUAUGUUUGUUCUCUGUAGCUGCGUGCCUUUCAUUGUUUGCUGAAAUCCAUACUUUUUAAUAAAACUUUCUUCAAUUACAACCACCGGCUGUUUCCUCCUAUCAACUGACAGCAACUCGAUGUAGUCGGAGGUACACUCCGCCCACAGUCGUCGCAACCCAACUCCACAGAGAUGAGAAACCCAGCUAGGGGUUGGUGAAACUGGGAGUGCUAGGCCUGUAGCCAGUAUCACUUGCAUUAAUAUCCAAACAGCUGUGGCCCCAUGUUUCAAGGCCAAUUUGAGUCUUUGUGGUUUGACAAGUUCAUCCACGUAGAAUCAACUUUCUUUUUAAAGAAGGAUCUUAUUUGGACCGGAAAGUAUUGAUGUACCUUGGACCUCCUGUAAAACUAGAUUUGAAAGACAGUCCUCUUUUGUUCUGUGUAGUAGCCAAUGCUCCCUUUACAUUGUGUAGGAGGUCAGACAGUCUCCUGUUGCCACUGCAAAUUGAGCUAUAAUUGGAAGAGCUGAUUACUGUUUGGCAACAAGAAUUGCUGAGGCAAUUGCUCGGGGGGUAACAGAUGCAAGCUGAAGAGGCCUUGAAUUGCACCGUAGACGAUCGAAGUCAUAGCCUAGUUAAAAGGGCAUGUUUUUGUCUUGGUACUUGGUUCUUUCACAUAUAGACCUCAACUGUCCAUAGUUCAGACAUAGCUGAUGUCUGUUUAGCUUAAGGAAUUAGGCUAUUAUGUCAACUUUGAUUCUGGCUCCCACCAAUACCAACAUUGACAGUACCAACAAUACCAAUUAUUAACUUGAAUUAGGUUUUGUGGUGGCAGUUUUUUGUGAUAAAUCAAUGUUGAAUUGUGGAUGUUUAUCCCUGAUCUGUCUGGCUUUAUGUGUCUGUUCUGCAGGGGUACGAGCGCACGCCCAGACAAUACCGGAAUGGACAUCACCGCACGCUGCACACUGGGUGACCCCAACAAGCUCCCAGAGGGUGUGCCCCAGCCGGCACGCAUGCCCUAUGUGUCGGACAAGCACCCUCGCCAGACGUUAGAGGUCAUCAAUCUGCUACGCAAGCACAGGGAACUGUGUGAUGUCGUGUUGGUGGUUGGCGCCAAAAAGAUAUAUGCCCACCGGGUGAUCCUGUCGGCCUGCAGCCCUUACUUCAGGGCCAUGUUCACAGGCGAGCUGGCCGAGAGCCGGCAGACUGAGGUUGUGAUCCGGGACAUUGACGAGCGGGCCAUGGAGCUUCUCAUUGACUUUGCCUACACCUCGCAGGUUACUGUAGAGGAGGGCAACGUGCAGACGCUGCUGCCCGCCGCUUGUCUGUUACAGCUGGCCGAGAUUCAGGAGGCUUGCUGCGAAUUUCUCAAGCGUCAGUUGGACCCCUCCAAUUGCCUGGGUAUCCGUGCAUUUGCUGACACCCACUCCUGCCGCGAGCUUCUGCGGAUAGCUGACAAGUUUACACAGCACAACUUUCAAGAGGUAAGGUGGUCUCUCUUUUGCAUACAUAUGAUUCUCUGUGCACUCACUCUCUGAGGCACAAUCUUUAAUCUGUUUAUUUGAUCAUUUAGAAAAUGUCGCUUAUCUUACCUCUCUGCUUAUAAGAGGAACAUUUUUGUUUUAGGAUUAGUUUAGCUAUUCAAUUGAAAAUCCACACUGGUUACCCUAAUUUUAGCCCCACAGCCUGACAAUAAAGUUAACCUAAUCCCUUUUCUACAUUGUAUCUUCUGUUUUCUUUACACACAGUUGAGUAUUUCCAUUAAGUUAAAUCCCCAUGUUAUUAUUAUCCUCAGGAAAUAACUGCCAUGGAACUUUCAGAAUUUUCAAAUGUGAAUUAGAUGCUAGAUGCUGCUGCCAGUUUAACUUUACUGCCUUACCAUGCAUAAUUAUAUUGAGCACAGACCCUGUCUUUUUUUUGGCUUUUAACAGGUUUCAACUGAUGAAAGGAUGACUGAAGUCGUUUUGCUUACUUUGCCCUCAGGUGAUGGAGAGUGAGGAGUUCAUGCUGCUUCCAGCCAACCAGCUGAUAGACAUAAUCUCCAGCGACGAAUUGAAUGUGCGAAGUGAAGAGCAGGUUUUCAACGCAGUCAUGGCCUGGGUCAAGUACAGCAUUCAGGAGCGCCGGCCACAGCUGCCACAGGUGAUACCUGCAGUGUAAACACUUGAUCAGUUCAUAGUAUGAGAUAGAAUGUUGUUUUCCAUUACUCAAUAAACGUUAUACACAUCUUUUAGUUUUAAUUCAGAAAGGAAAUGUAAGACAUAAGACUAGCGACAGUGUAAAACCGAAAAUGCUUGUGUGUUUGAUCCUUGAUUCAGGAUAUGUUUUCUGGUUGUAGGUUCUCCAGCACGUUCGUCUUCCUCUUCUGAGCCCUAAAUUCCUGGUGGGAACGGUGGGAUCAGACCCUCUCAUCAAAAGUGAUGAGGAGUGCAGAGACCUGGUUGAUGAGGCAAAGAACUACCUCCUCUUGCCCCAAGAGCGACCUCUAAUGCAAGGGCCAAGAACACGGCCCCGGAAGCCCAUCCGGUGUGGAGAAGUGCUGUUUGCAGGUUAGUGUCUUAGAACUGUUUAACCUUACAGCAUUCUUUCAGUACGUGUGUCUGAUCACAUCUGCUUUCAAAAGGUUUUCAAAAUAACAGUCAUGCCUAGUUUGGCCAACAUAAUGUCCAUUGAAUAUACAAAAUAUUCCGUAGGGUUAGAAGAGACAAAGUCCUACAAAGUGUUGUAUUUCCUCUUUCAUAUUCGAAGUUGGAGGGUGGUGCAGUGGGGAUGCCAUUUCCAGUGUGGAGCGAUACGACCCACAGACCAACGAGUGGCGCAUGGUGGCUUCCAUGAGUAAGAGGCGCUGUGGAGUGGGGGUCAGUGUCCUUGAUGAUCUUCUCUAUGCUGUCGGCGGCCAUGACGGGUCUUCAUAUCUCAACAGUGUGGAGAGGUUAGCAUUUCCUUCCCUGUUUCUAAAACAAUGUCCAUAUGUCACCACCUCGUUAAUGUUUAUUUAUAGGGCCUCGUCCCAAAUGGCACUCAGUCUCCUACUGUAUAUAGUGCACUACUUUUGACCAGGGUCCAUAGGGUUCUGGUCAAAGUAGUGCACUAUAUAGGAAAUAUUGGAACACACGCCAGAUCUUAUCAAGAGGCUUAUCUUCCUUUCAUUGUUUAACCUCCUUAUCUUACUGUACUGAACUCACUCUCCACAACAGGUAUGACCCCAAGACCAAUCAGUGGAGUAGUGAUGUGGCUCCCACCAGCACGUGCAGGACCAGUGUGGGUGUGGCUGUCCUGGGAGGGUAUCUGUACGCAGUAGGGGGCCAAGAUGGAGUAUCAUGUCUCAACAUUGUUGAAAGGUUACUAUACAGUGUGUUCUAUCAUGCUGAGGCAAAGACAAAUCAUCUUGCAUCCUAAAAUAUCACAGAAAGCUGACUCCUCUGAGUAAUGUGACUGUAUGCAUUAUCUGUUACAGAUAUGACCCCAAGGAGAACAAAUGGACGCGCGUGGCCUCGAUGAGCACCAGGCGCCUGGGUGUAGCCGUGGCUGUACUGGGGGGCUUCCUCUAUGCAGUGGGAGGCUCUGAUGGCACGUCCCCUCUCAAUACAGGUACAGAUGAAUUACUUAGAAAACAGUACAGUAGCUUUCAUUGGUCAGCAUGUCACUAAAAGGGUGUAUACUACUUUAUUUAUUUAUACUUAUAAGUCACAUGAGAAGCUUCAGAGAUCCUAGGAAAAGAGAUCCUAGAAUCACAUAAAUGUCCACAAAGUUCCCUACAGAGAUCUGGAUCGUAUUAGUUAGGAGGGACUACCUGAACAUGUCCAAUAAGAAACACUUAUUGUUUUCUUGCUACGUUUUGCUACAGUGUACCCUAAUGAAUAUGACCCUGCUCUAACCCCCCCCCAUCUUACCCAUGCGUGUUUGCGUUGCUCUUUUGUGAGCACAGUGGAGAGGUACAAUCCUCAAGAGAACCGAUGGCACACUGUCUCUCCCAUGGGCACCAGGAGGAAACACCUAGGCUGUGCAGUGUACCAAGACAUGAUCUACUCUGUAGGUGGUCGUGACGACACCACCGAGCUGAGCAGCGCUGAGCGCUACAACCCCAGGACCAACCAGUGGUCACCUGUUGUAGCCAUGACUUCAAGGCGUAGUGGGGUCAGUCUGGAUCUCUUACAUUUGACUUUUGUUUGGUUUGGGUGCUUUAUUUUAGGAUAAGCAUGCAAAGUGUUGGGAUGAACUAGAUGAAAUUUGGAAGAAUAGGAAAUUAAUCAAAUGUUGCCUUUCACCUGUUGAUGUUUGGAGCAUUGGUUGUCUUGCAGGUUGGACUAGCGGUGGUAAAUGGCCAGUUAAUGGCCGUGGGCGGCUUUGACGGGACAACAUAUCUUAAAACAAUAGAAGUCUAUGAUCCUGACGCUAACACAUGGAGGUAGGUGACUGCAUGUAGCAGGUUACUUAAGACGGAUUACCCUAAGAGUGCUUGUGUUGAACCUGAGAGAACCUUUUAUUCAUUUUCUUCUCGUCCUCCAGACUCUACGGUGGAAUGAACUACAGGCGACUUGGAGGAGGGGUUGGUGUUAUCAAAAUGACUCACUGUGAAUCCCACAUAUGGUAACACCUCCAGUUUAAAGGCCUCACCGUCACUUGUGCCUCUGAAAGAAACAAUGUUUAUCAUGCAAGGAAGGAAGACUGAGACUAUACUAAAUGUAACUCAUCCACAGCCGUGUAAUUGGCAAGCUAAGGAAAUGUCUUGAGUGACUCUACAAGAUGUCAAGUCUGGAAGGCUUCUCAUCUAGUAGCCUAUGGUUCAUCGCUCUAUUCUGUACUUCCUGUAUUAUGACUUGACACGCCAAGCCAGCCAAGGCCAAGAGGAACCAACUGAAUAGGCCUGCAUCAAUCACAUGAGGAACUAUUAUUUAUGACAUCACGGAGGCAAACACUUCAUUUCCCCUUUUUCUGUUAUUGAAAUGGGAUUCUGCAGCUGCACUUUAGGAGACAGUUCAGACUUGCUGUGUGACCUGUUAUACUAUACCAACGUUGAGUUUCCAUUUAAAUAUUAAAUGGGGCAUGAUGAAGAAUCUUCAAAGAGAACUGUUGUUUAACUGAAAAUGUAGGAUGUGGUCGCAUCGCUUCUCCUGAUCCUCAUCGUGAAUAGUUGAUGAACUUGUUAGGCAGUUGUUUGAAUCUCCUCUAAAUUGAAUGCACUGUGAUUAUGAUUAUUGUCUAAUAUUUUUCUAUUUUUUAGCUGUUUUUAUUAGAGGUGGACACUGAGCAUAACCUGGAGUUCUACAUUCACAUCUGGGCGUCAAUUGUAAAAUUAAAAUAUUAAAUUGUUGGUCGACUAAGUUGUUAGCACUGUGCUGCUUACACAAUAUUACACUGAUUAUACCAAGUAUUAGGAACACCUUCCUAAUAUU
This is a messenger RNA of Coregonus sp. 'balchen', 8712 nucleotides long. NCBI's taxonomy places the organism in Eukaryota, Metazoa, Chordata, Actinopteri, Salmoniformes, Salmonidae. The record is from the annotation of a GenBank genome assembly.